CAUGGGCAGCCAGUGGGGAAUUAUCCCACAUCGCAUCACAUGCCUUACAUUGCGUCCUUAUAUAAACGAAACGUUGCAUUUGAUCAUAAUUUGUGAAUUAAAAAUAGCCUAACAGUCAUUUUCGAAUUCUGGUAACAUUGGCAAUCGGGUCGCAUUAGAUGUGUAUUUUUAUAGUCCUCCGUUGCAAGAUCGUGGAAACGAUAUGGGGUUCGGCUCCCAUGAAUCUUGGCCAAUUCCUGCAAAUAUUGCCACCGGCGCAGUGUAUUUACAUCCUUAACGUUUUCGGCAUGUAGGAUGGUAUGAGGGGACGACCUGGCAAGCCAAUGGGAAGAUAUGCAUAUUUUAACACACGCUUGUCGAGAUGGAGACAUCAAUGAGAUGACCUGGGAACUCAAAAUCAGACCAAAUUCACUAGACGACUAACGACCUUAUUCCAACUGUGUGCAGCAACACUUCAUUCAAACGCUACUUCACCGAGAAGGGAAAUCUCAUUGCCGAGCCAAUGUAGAACCUGCACCUUCAGGAUUGCAUGACUUCUUUCCUUGCCUGGAUUUCAGCACACAGUCAGAUCUACCAGGACAGAGUAUGCCAUCUGCAUCUUUCCACAGAAUUCUACGACCAUUUCUACUUGGCACCUUUCUACUGGGCUGUUUUGUGACUCUGGUUUUGAUGUACUUCAAACCGUCAACUAGCUGGCUAUCAGGUCCUGUAGAGUCAACCGCAUCCACUAUCCAAGUUAAAAAUCUCUUCUCUACCAAGGGUGACAAAAACCUUACCACUGUACUCGUCUGGCUCUGGCCCUUUGGACAGACUUAUGACCUGGGUGUCUGCAGCUCUCUGUUCAACAUCGAGGGCUGUUUCAUCACAGCAGAUCGAAACCUAUAUAAUAAGUCAGAUGGGGUCGUCAUACAUCACAGGGAUAUCUGUACUGAUCUCUCCAACCUGCCCCCCCUUCAGCGUCCCUCCUUCCAAAAGUGGAUAUGGAUGAACCUAGAGUCACCAUCCCACUCCUCUCAGCUGCCCGGUAUUGAAAACUUGUUCAAUUUAACUUUGAACUAUCGUCAGGAUGCUGAUAUCGAAGUGCCUUAUGGGUCGAUUGUGGCGGCCCAAGGGGACGAGGAUUUCAUGCCACCGAGCAAAAGCAAGUUGAUCUGCUGGAUUGUCAGCAACUGGAACCAGGAUCACAUGCGCGUGAAGUACUACAAUGAGCUCUAUAAACAUAUUGAGGUUCACGCUUACGGACAAGCCUUUGGAGAGUACAUUGCAGAUCAAGAAUACUUUCCUACCAUCGCCAGUUGUAAAUUCUACUUGGCGUUUGAGAACUCAAUUCACAAAGACUACAUCACAGAGAAACUGUAUAACCCACUCUCUGUAGGGACGGUGCCUGUGGUUUUAGGUCCACCAAGACAGAACUACGAGAACUUUGUCCAGGGGGAAGCCUUUAUCCAUGUGGAUGACUUCACCUCACCCAAAGAGCUGGCUGAUUAUCUCCUGCUCUUGGACAGGAAUGAGGAGAUGUAUCUCAGAUACUUUGAGUGGCGACGGCACUUUAAAGUGAAAAAGGCAUACUUCUGGGCCGAACACACAUGCCUCGCUUGUGAUAAUCUCAAAAGGCACAAGGAGUACAAGGCAUUCAAUAACCUUGAUAAAUGGUUUUGGGGUGGAAUGCCUUGAAGGGCCAUGAAAUUGUUGUUUUGCAGUUGGAAGCAUUGCUUUAAGAUAUAUUCAGUCAUGAUGUAUUUGACAUUGUCAGCGACAAUGUUCCAACAUGUUUUUCUCACUGGUUAUAGGGGCCCAAAUAAGCCAUUCUCUUUUUUAUUUUGAUGCCAGACAUAUUUGGUCAGCCUUAAUUUGUCUCUUGCAUUUCAAUUCAAUCAUGAUUUAUGUUGUCAUUUGCAAUGCAUUUAAUAUUUGUUUCAUAAAAUCUCACUUUUAUACAUGACCAAAGGUAUGUGGACACCUGCUCGUCGAACAUCUUAUUCCAAAAUCAUGGGCAUUAAUAUGGAGUUGGUCCCCCCCUUUUGCUGCUAUAACAGC
This is a messenger RNA of Oncorhynchus gorbuscha (pink salmon), 2037 nucleotides long. RefSeq names its product 4-galactosyl-N-acetylglucosaminide 3-alpha-L-fucosyltransferase 9-like. Lineage: Eukaryota; Metazoa; Chordata; Actinopteri; Salmoniformes; Salmonidae. Gene Ontology annotation, cellular component: membrane. The record is from RefSeq and is a predicted model, not a curated record. The coding region runs from base 586 to 1674 and encodes 362 amino acids. Gene Ontology annotation, molecular function: alpha-(1->3)-fucosyltransferase activity. The transcript has 3 exons.